Messenger RNA from Episyrphus balteatus (marmalade hoverfly), 1908 nucleotides. RefSeq lists its product as uncharacterized. The record is from RefSeq and is a predicted model, not a curated record. The transcript is spliced from 3 exons. Lineage: Eukaryota; Metazoa; Arthropoda; Insecta; Diptera; Syrphidae. The coding region runs from base 1091 to 1462 and encodes 123 amino acids.
AAUCAUAGUUUAAUAAAUAAUUAACAAAAUGUGAAAAAAAUGACAGUUCUAUAAACAAUUACAAUUUACACACAUAUUUAACGUUACGCGACGUAAUGUUAUGUAACGUAGUAAAAUCUGUCAUACACGUACACAAAACCAACACACAUGAAACAAAAUCUGUCCCAAACAACGUCAAAAUUUUUGACAGCCCAUAAUUUAUUUCACAUUUUUUCCCGCGUUUCUUUCUAUUUAAACAAACAAAAAAAAGAAAAGUUCUCGACAAACUUUUAUGUACAUCCUAAAUAUAUAUAUAUAUAUCCCGGUCUGUAAUUUUCUAAAAAUAUUUUUUGUUAAUUAUUUAUUGUCCUUUUAUGGGAAGUGCUAAAACCUACGGAACUUAUCCAUCGUUGGUUGUGUUAAAUGCAUUAAGGUGCUUCAGAAAAAAAGAGUCCAAUAGACUUAUGUUUGCAAGCCGCCACCAUCAGUUUUUCUUUUUAUUUAUAAACAAAUCUUAAGCAUUUUCUUAAGGGAAAAACAAAAAAGGAAGAAGAUUUUAAAUGAUGGCCAACAGAAUCAUUCAAUUAUACAUAUGUGCAAGCUAUCCUAGACUUUAUGCUGCAAAGGAUGAGUGUAGUAUUGCGACAAGGUUUAGUACGUCUUAUGCUGAUUGCAACAUAUAUACUCUUGGUACAGAUUCCAAGAAUCUUAAAUAACAAAUAACAUUUUAUUAUAGUGAGCGUAUCAAGAAGAUCCCAGGCUAAAGGAGAUUAAUAUGAAAGUGCAACGAAUCGAAAAAUCAACAACGUGCUUAGUCUUAACACUAAUCAAGCAAUUUGAUGAUCAAAAUACACUCCGUCAGAUGCUCUACAUCGCUGACAAUGUACCUAAUUUCCAUAUGUUGUUCAAGAUGCGCCCCUCUGAUCUGAUUUAUAAAAUCUAGUAGCCACAUUCAAAGAAUGUCAAACCUGCUGAAAAUGCAGACGAUAUUCUUGAAGACCAUGAGGAAAAUCCACAUGUUUUCUUUAAACGUUUACCCGAGGUUAUUGGCGACAUUUGGAAACGUAUAACGUCAGUGUGGGCGUGUAUACUGAAACAGUAUUUGAAAGAUAUGUACGCCCUACAGGCUAAGAAGACGGUAAAAUAUCAAAUAACACAAACAUUUUACAAAAAAUUGUUACGACGAAAACAGUGCCCAAUUUCAAUUGCAGAAAUUAAGGAAUUGGUCAUAAAAUCAAGUGAUGUCUGUUUAAAUCCAGAAGAUGAGAAAGAUUUAUUUAUAUUUUUUCAGUUUAAACAACUUAUAAAUAAGUUUGAUCCAGAUGAUGCAUAUCUGCUCUUGAUAAAGAAAAAAAAUAAACAUGAUCAAGCUGGUGAGAGUAGUAUAGGAGCAAGAGCGGGCAGUGCGACAACGCCACAUGUAAAUAGUGUUAAUCAUACGAUGGUUUCAAGACCAUCCCAAGGCAAGAGAAUCGUUGGAUAGUAGCAGUGGAAAAAUUGCACCCAGCAUAGGCUUUGGAACGCCAACAUUACAGAACAAAUGAAUCAGAAACAACUAUUGGAAAAUUGACCCAAUGAUUAAUAAUAAUAAUAAUUAGUUUUUAACAAGUCUUGUUAUUUAAUUAAACAAUUUCGCGGAAAAUUGAUGAACAAAAAACAAUUUUGAAGAACAUAGGUACCUUUUGUUUUGAUCUGGAUUUGUUUUUAUGUCAAAACUGUUCUUACUUUGGUUCGAUAUAUAAAUAUAUUGAUCAAUAUAUAAAUGUUCAAUAAAUCAAUAGUACCUAUAAUAGUAUCUGGUUAGUAAUGAAAAUGACUUUUUUUAUGUUUUGAGAAUCACUUUGAAAAUUAACACCACACAAACUAACAAGUUAUUCUUUAGAAAUCUCGAAUAAACAUUAUUAUUUAAUGUUAUCACAAAAGCAAAAU